Molecule: messenger RNA, 1682 nt
Organism: Daucus carota subsp. sativus
Lineage: Eukaryota; Viridiplantae; Streptophyta; Magnoliopsida; Apiales; Apiaceae
Product: N-glycosylase/DNA lyase OGG1
Exons: 5
Coding region: 27-1247 (406 amino acids)
Biological process (GO): base-excision repair; nucleotide-excision repair; base-excision repair, AP site formation
Cellular component (GO): nucleus
Molecular function (GO): 8-oxo-7,8-dihydroguanine DNA N-glycosylase activity; damaged DNA binding
Source: RefSeq, a predicted model, not a curated record
GAAAUUAUUAGAAAUUUAGGAUAUGUAUGCAGCAGAGCACUUGGCUCGGAUUCAUGCUAAUUUCAAAUUUGAGAGGUUGUUUACUGCAAUCACUCACAAGAUUUCACCCAAUUAUGAAGAAGAGAUCAACACCCAUUUCAUCCUCACCUUCAACACCACCCCCUUCAUCUCCACAAACCCUAAAAACCAAACAACCCUUCUCACAAAAUUCAUCCAAGAACCCUAAAAGAGCCCUUUUAACAACACCCCCAUCUUCAAUUUCCCCCAAAUGGGUCCCACUCAACAUCUCAAAAUCCGAGCUUUUCUUGCCCCUCACUUUCCCCACUGGCCAAACAUUCAGGUGGAAGCAGACUGGCCCACUUGAGUUCACAGGGGCUGUGGGGUCCCACUUGGUGUCCCUCAAGCACCUUGACAAUGGUGAUAUUGCUGCUUGCUUUCAUCACUCAAAAGAUGGGGUCUUUGAUGCUAAGUUGGCGUUGUUGGAUUUCUUGAAUGUGGGUAUUUGUUUGAGUGAUUUGUGGGAGGAGUUUUCGGGUUCGGAUUCGAGGUUUGCUCAGUUAGCACCUUAUUUGGGAGGUGCUAGAGUGCUUAGACAGGACCCACUGGAGUGUCUUCUGCAGUUUAUUUGUUCUUCGAAUAAUAAUAUUAAGAGGAUUACUCAAAUGGUUGAUUUCAUUUCGGGGUUAGGGGUUUAUUUGGGGACUGUUGAGGGAUUUAGGUUUUAUGAGUUUCCUACUUUGGAUAGGUUAUCGAUCGUUUCUGAAGAAGAGCUUCGAGUGGCUGGUUUUGGAUACAGGGCCAAAUACAUAACUCGCACAGUAGAUGCUUUGCGAGCAAAGCCUGGAGGAGGAGUUGAGUGGCUUGCUUCUCUCCGUGACUUGGAUCUUCAAAUGGCUAUUGAUGCUCUAUCUACCCUACCCGGUGUGGGUCCUAAAGUAGCUGCAUGUGUUGCUCUCUUCUCUCUAGAUCAGCAUCAUGCUAUUCCUGUUGAUACUCAUGUCUGGCAGAUUGCUACUACAUACCUCAUCCCAGAGCUUGCCGGCACCCGCCUGACGCCUAAGUUAUAUGGUCGCGUGUCAGAGGCGUUUGUCUGCAAAUAUGGGAAGUAUGCUGGUUGGGCCCAAACACUUCUUUUCAUUGCAGAGCUGCCUUCUCAAAAAGCACUAAUACCAUCUAUCUUGUGGACUACCGCAGAAAAGAAACCUUCUAAGCCAAGGAAAAAGAAGAGAAACUUGGAAGAUAUUUGAUCUGAAAUCUUAAGUUGAUCAGGAAAAUUAUAUAUUGUUAGCUAUAUUCAUUGCUAAUACAUAUGUGACUUCAAAGGCUAGUUUAUUCCUGGCAGAGUUAGCAAGGCUAUUUAGAGGUGUUCUGUAUGCAGCACAGGGUAGAUUUAUAUUAUUUCAAUGCAGCCUCCCAAAUUGGCGCACUGUUUAAAAUAGUUUACAUUUAACCGACUAAAGUCCUAUAUCGUUUGUGUUUACCUCGGCUAGAGGUCAUUGAUCCAUCAACUUCACUUCAUGUAGUGGCCUAAUUGUUGUUCCAUUUGUUAUUAGCAAGUCAAUUUUACAUAUUCUUAACAGCAGGUGACUACAUUUUGUUUAUUGCUUAGUUCAUCAUGUACAAAUUAUCAUCUGAAUCCGCUAUUUGUUUGGAUAAAUUGAUUGUUAAUGUCUAACUUAGCA